This is a messenger RNA of Closterium sp. NIES-65, 2601 nucleotides long. Lineage: Eukaryota; Viridiplantae; Streptophyta; Zygnematophyceae; Desmidiales; Closteriaceae. The record is from the annotation of a GenBank genome assembly.
AUGGGGGUACGUCGCUCCAGCAAGGGCAAGGGGGGCAAGGGCGCGGGUGGAGCUGGAGGGGGCGGUGGCGGCGGUGGCGGCGGAGGGAGUGGGGGUGGCGGCGGGACUAGUGGCGGGGGUGGUGGUGGUGGUGGCAGCUGCGGCGGAGACGGUGGUGGUGGUGGCAGCGGUGGUGGUGGAGGCAGCGGCGGGGGUGGAGGCGGCGGAGGUGGAGGCGGUGGAGGCGGCAGCGGAGGAGGCGGUGGUGGUGGAGGAGGUGGAGCUGGUCGCGGUGGUACCCAGCAGCGUAGCGGCGGUGGUGGUGGCCAGCGCUCGCAGCGGCAGCAGCAGCAGCGCUCGCGGGACAUCCCUCCGCCUCAGCAGCUUCGUGAGUGGUACGCUGGGCGUCAGAGGGGUGGGGGUACUGGUCCCUGCACCUACGUUCUUCGUUCCGGCGACCGCGCGGGUGAGCAGUGUGGGGGUGCCCACUCCACCCAGCGCUGCUUUGGCCGCCUGACGGACGCUUGGCCUCAACAGUUCCCUGGGGCUAGUGAGAUCCCUCGCUGGGAUGAGCUCCUUAGGGCUGGUGUAGCGAUCUUUGACCUUGAUUUUGAUGCUAUCCUUGCUGCUAUGUAUGCUGUGACUUAUAGUGAGGAGAAUGAGGGUUACCGGUGUUUCCAGCCCGACCCGGGCAUUGGUACUGCUGCGCUAGGUGCUUGUGAGGCUGCUGCUCUAGGUGCCAGUGCAUCUGCGCUCUCAGGUCCUGGUGAGACUGUGCUCUCAGGUGCUGGUGAGACUGCGCUCUCAGGUACUGGUGAGACUGCGCUCUCAGGUACUGCGUCGCCCUCGUCCUCCCUCACUUUCACGCUUGACUCUGGGGCUUCUCGCUCCUUCUUUCGAGACCGCACUACCCUCACGCCGCUUGGCCGGCCGGUUGCGGUCUCCCUUGCUGACCCCUCUGGGGGUCCUGUCCUGUCUCACUUCUCCACUGUCCUCCCGUGUCCGGCUGCCCCUUCGGGCACCCUGUCUGGUCUGUACCUUCCCUCGUUCUCUACGAACUUGGUGAGUGGUGCAGCCCUGCAGGAUGCGGGGGUUCACCAGUUCACUCCUGCGAGUCAGCGGGUGACCCACUGCACGGACGCACGCACAGGCCGACACCUGGCCACCUUUUCGCGUCGGUCGGGGUCGAGUCUCUACACCCUGACCACUUCGUGUCCUCCUGUCCCUGCGUCCGGUCGGGUAGCUGCGUCAGGUCAGGUGUUUGCUGCUGCGUCCCGGUCAGGUCCUGAGUCUGCCCCCUGUUCCUGUCGCCUCCUGUCUCACGAGACUCUCCUGUGGCACCACCGUCUUGGCCACCCCUCCUUGGCCCGUCUUCGGAGCAUGGCUUCCCGUGUCCUAGUCUCUGGUCUUCCCCGGUCUCUCCCUCCUCCCCCCCCCGUGCCAGGGCCUUCCUGUGUCCCCUGUGUCGAGGGUCGCCUCCGGGCUACUCCUCACUCCUCCCACUUCCCCCCGACAGAGGCUCCCCUGCAGACGCUUCACAUGGAUGUGUGGGGCCCAGCCCCCGUCCGUGGGCAGGGUUACGAGCGCUACUUCCUGUUGGUGGUUGACGACUACUCGCGUUACACCACAGUCCUCCCCUUGCGCAGCAAGGGUGCUGUCACUGAGGUGCUGAUCGACUGGAUCCGCAAGGCUCGUCUCCAGCUCAGGAAGAGCUUCGGCUCUGACUUUCCUGUUCUGCGUCUGCACUCGGACAGAGGCGGAGAGUUCUCCUCUCGCCUUCUGCAAGACUACUGUCGUGCACGGGGGAUCCGCCAGACCUUCACGCUUCCGGACUCACCACAGCAAAAUGGGAUUGCUGAGCGCCGCAUUGGCAUGGUCAUGGAUGUUGCUCGUACGUCCAUGAUGCAUGCGGCUGCCCCCCAUUUUCUGUGGCCGUUUGCGGUGAGGUACGCGGCGCAUCAGCUCAACCUUCACCCGCGGGUCUCUCGGCCUGCGAUGUCCCCAGCCUUGCUGUGGACGGGGAAGGUUGGCGAUGCGUCUGCGUUUCGCGUCUGGGGAUCUCGGGCGUUUGUCCGCGACUUGUCUGCGGACAAGCUGUCCCCUCGUGCUGCUCCCUGUGUCUUCCUUGGCUUCCCCACUGACGCCCCAGGGUGGCAGUUUUACCACCCCUCCUCUCGUCGUGUUCUGUCCUCCCAGGACGUCACGUUCGACGAGUCAGUCCCCUUCUACCGUCUCUUCCCCUACCGCACUCCUUCCCUCCCCCCUCCCCCGGACUUCCUUGUGCCGGUUCCCCCCCCGGUAGACCCCCUUCCCCCUCAGGUUCUUGCUCCCUCAGGUGUGUCCCAGGUAGACGCCGUUGACCCGGUCGAGGUUACUGGCGACUCUGGUGCUGCUGCGGGUGCGGAGCCAGGGGGUGCUGACUCUGGGGGUGCUGUGCGCGGGGGUGCCGAGCCUGGAGGUGCUGCAACUGGGGGUGCUGAGCCUGGGGGUGCUGGGCCUGAGGGUGCUGGGCCUGGGGGUGCUGGGCCUGGGGGUGCUACUGCGGAGGGUGCUGAGCCUGGGGGUACUGAGCCGGGGGAUACUGUGCCUGGAGCUGCUGAGCUAGGGGGUGCUGGGUGCUGA